ACCUCAGAGAGAGACACAACACCGGGAACCAGAGAGAGACACAACACCGGGAACCAGCUGCUGCGCCUGCGCCGGACGAGAUGACGGAGGGCCGGCAGUGUCAGGUGCUUCUGCUGGAUGAUAGACAGCUGGAACUGCUGGUCCAGCCGAAACUGCUGUCUAGAGAUCUCUUGGACAUGGUCUCGUCCCAUUUCAGCCUGAAGGAGAAGGAGUAUUUUGGAAUUUCUUACACUGACACGAAUGGUCAGACUAGCUGGCUGCAGCUGAACCGGAGAGUACUGGACCACAACUUCUCCAAAAAGACUGGACCACUCGAGCUCAAAUUUCAUGUUAGGUUUUACAUUGAGAGUAUCAAAUUUUUGAAGGAUACAACCACAGUGGAGCUGUUUUACUGGAAUGCCAAGUCUUCUGUCUACAAUGGGGCUGUUGAAUUGGAGAGUGAAAAGGUUUUCAAGUUAGCUGCGUUCGUGUUGCAGGAGGCUAAAGGGGACUACACAAGUGAUGAAAGUGCAACAUCAGACUUGAAAAAGCUCCCCGUGUUUCCCACAGCUGUUUUAAAGGAGCACCCAUCCCUGGCCUAUUGUGAAGACCGAGUCAUUGAGCAUUACAAAACUCUCAAAGGAGUAACCCGAGGGAAGGCCAUCACACAGUAUCUUUUGUUAGUGGAAUCUUUACCUUCUUAUGGUGUUCAUUAUUAUGAGGUGAAGGACAAGCAGGAAAUUCCAUGGUGGUUGGGGAUUGGCUACAAAGGCAUUGCCCAGUAUGACCACCAAGACAAGCUAAAACCCAGGAAGGUCUUUCACUGGAAGCAGUUAGAAAACUUGUAUUUCCGUGAGAAGAAAUUUGCAGUUGAGGUCAACGACCCUUCCAGGAGAGCAUCGUCCAAAUCCACGUUUGGCCAGUCAGGACAGGCUAUCCACACGUGGUAUGCCAGCCACUCACUGAUCAAAACCAUCUGGACCAUGGCCAUCAGCCAGCACCAGUUCUACCUGGACUGCAAACAGAGCAGAUCUAAAAUAAGCACACCUAAGAGUCUGGGGGACAUCGCCAUGGACCUUACAGAAAUUGGAGCCUCCAGAGUCGGCAAGAUGAGUGCAGAGAGCAAAGACCAGCUCAUCAUGGCCAGCAAUGGAAGCUUGGCCUCUGCAGGUUCUACAGAUUCGGACAUGAAUGAGGAGCUGAAGAAAGAGAAGCUUGCUGAGCUAAAGAAGAAAGAGAAGAGCCUGCAGGAUCUUCUUGCUCAGAAAUUGAGUGAACUUAAGAAGAUUUGCCUCAGAGAAGCAGAACUGACCGGCAAAUUGCCUAAAGAGUAUCCUUUAGCAUCAGGAGAGAAGCCUCCGACUGUAAGAAGACGUGUAGGAACUGCUUUCAAACUGGACGAUCUUUUCCCUUAUGAUGCAGACCCUCAGUUAAGGAACUUAGAAAGCCGGUUUGCUCUCCAGCAAAAGAUUGUAGAAGCGGCAAAGAAGCUUGCCAGUGAAACUGAACUCUGUAAAACUGUGAAGAAGAAACGGAGGAGGAACUUUGAAGACGCUAUGAAGACGCUUCAAAUGAUUGAGAAUGAAAUUAAUGACUACAGGGUGAAAACGGGCAAGAAACCCACACAAAGGGCCUCACUGAUCAUCACUGAUGACAUGAAUGCAGCAGAACUCGGCUCACUAUGUGACAGCUUAAAUCUGGACGAUGAUGAGUCGUUUGUAGUGCAACGGCAGCGUUCCCGUUCAGUUCAGUGUUCACCACGGCCUUCAGACAACCCCGGGAUUCAAUAUCAAUCCAAUUGCAAGGCCUCCGAAGAGCUGCACAGCUCUGACAGAUUAAACUAUGGCGAAGUCCAUGAACCUCACUCCUACGCCCACCAAGAUGCUUUAUCUCAACAUAAUAGCCCCUAUUACGUUCCCUCCAGGCAAGCAAGGAACUCUCGCAGUAUGCCUCCCACACCCCAGUUGACACGCAAUGCCUUCAGCAGCAUCCAGCUCAGGUGUGAGGAGGACUCACCUGAGCACUUUCGACAGCGCAGUGGCAGUCUCGAGUCUCAGUCACUCUACGCCUCAGAGUGUGACGUUCCUGAGCCUUCGUUUACAAUCGCCCCCGCUGCCCGACGCAGCAACAGCACUGAGGUACUCGACGAUGUCUCUUCACACACCAGCCAGUCAAGCAUGGAAUACUGUGCCCAUUCACGUGCUCGAAACCGCCAUCGUCGCCAGAGGGACAACGUCUACGCUAAUACAGGCAGCAUGCCCAACCUAGCACAGAACGAUUCUCACUGCUACACCUAUAAAGCACCAGCCAGACCCACCACAACAGCCUACUACGUCACUGGAUACCCCUGCUAUACGGAUCCAUACACCAAUGGAAGCUACGCGUAUGAUGAUGAGACAGCGGGCCAUUAUAGCGUAAAUCCUUCCUACCAUACUCUGCCUUACCAUGCACAGGAACAAUACAGUGACUACAGUCACACAGAGAUGGACAGCAUGAGCCAGAAUCCAUAUGCUACGCUGAGGCAGGCAAGGAGUCGUCCGCCAUCAAGGAGCGAAAACCUAAUGAGGAACAUGCAUAAGGCUAUAGUGGCUGAGCAUUUACGAGGCUGGUAUAAUCGGAACACAGCACACAAGCAAAUAGCGUACGAGUACGAGAGGGAGUCCCCGCAAAGCCUGGCCUACAGGAUGACCCCACACGCUUAUGGCUAUAGUGAUCGCAGCACCUCAUACGCCUCAGUUCCUGCAGCACCUAACACAGGGAACUGGCGUGAUCACUUGUCCGUUGGUUUAUCAGAAUACAGCAUGGGCCUUCACCCACCGCAUGCCUAUAGCUACAAUUCAGUCCAUCAGAGUCACCUUCCACAGAGCCGGUCAUACGUAGAUGUAAACCAAAUGGAUUCGCACCGGAGUAGCCCAGUGGACAGUUUUGACUCUGAGGAUUCGAGACUUUACUGGCACGAAGACUCCAAGCCUGGAACUAUAGUGUAGGAAGUUAAGAGAACUUCUUCAUGCUUUGUGCCUUUUUCAAAUCCCCCUUUUUUUUUUUUUUUUUCCUCCCCUGCGGGCGACAAGUUCAAAGCAUCGGUGUUUUCAGGAGCGAUGCCGGUUCAGUGAGAAUGAGUGCAUUCCCCUUGUAACAGAGCCAAAACAGACCUUUGGGACACUCUGGAGAGCAACACUUUGAGUGUGUGUGUGUGGUGCUAGCACUUCUGGAGCUUGGCUUGCCCUGAUGAAUGGAAUUUCUUUGGGAUUUGUUAAUAGCGAUUGGGCCCAGGAAGGUGGUAUUCAAGCCAGAUAGCAGUGGAAGGAUAUUACAAUCGUAAAUCCUCUUCAUGGACACAAAGCAAAUAUUAAUAUGAAGGACUAAACUCAGCUGGUUUCUGUUUUGUGAAAAGUCUCCCAUGGACGUUUUGCAGUUUAUUUAAACAACUUGAAGCAUUAACCUAGAUAUUGCUAUUGAAGUUAACUCUCUCUCUGAGGAAAUAUUUUUACAAAUAUUUUAUAUAUAAUUAUGCAUCAACUUUUUGGAUUCACAAGGGCUUUGAACGUGGCUAUGCAAGAACAUCUGAAGUUCAUUCAGUAUUUUUCUUUCCCCCCCAAGUUGCCCUACUCUGGCAAGCGUUGCUCUUUUUUUUUUUUGGUCGUGUGUUUACUUGCUGAAUUAUUUACACUCCUUAUUUAAAAUACACUGUGUUGCUUUGCCUGUCUGCUGUGGCUAGAUCUUGGAUACAGAACAGGAAUCUGGAUCAUUGUAUCGACAAGAUAAACACAACUGUGGAAAGGUGCUUGAAAAACACAGACCAGCUUGUAGCCAUGUUGCAGAUAGUAAAUAAUGCCCUGGAAUAUUAUACUUAUUACUGAACAUUGGAACAUAGCUUCGCUUAGGGUUUCUGCUAGAUUACUUAUUCCUGAAAGCCCAAACUGUUUUGCACCAUGCAUUUUAAAUAUAGUACUAAUUAGGUUAAAUUGCUGAUUAGUUGUACAAUGUGUUUUUUUUUCUCUCUCUCUCUCUCCUCCCUCUUCUUCCUUCAAAUCUGACUUAUCCACAAGCAGAAACCAAGGCCUGGUGUUUGCCAUCUUUGUCUCUCUCCAGCAGAGAGCCGAUAAUGUGUAUGUAAAUUCUGUAUAUAGAGGUUUUUGGUUUUUUUUUUGUCAUUUUUAAAGAGAAUUUUUUUUCUAUGUGCUUUUUUUUUUUUUGAAAAAUGUGUAAUAUAUAGUCAUCAGAAUUGUUAAGCUGGUUCUUAGUAAUUUCUAUCAAUGAAAUUUCUUUGAAUUAAAG
Molecule: messenger RNA, 4257 nt
Organism: Neoarius graeffei (lesser salmon catfish)
Lineage: Eukaryota; Metazoa; Chordata; Actinopteri; Siluriformes; Ariidae
Gene: frmd4ba
Product: FERM domain containing 4Ba
Exons: 23
Coding region: 81-2966 (961 amino acids)
Biological process (GO): establishment of epithelial cell polarity
Cellular component (GO): bicellular tight junction; adherens junction; cytoskeleton
Source: RefSeq, a predicted model, not a curated record